AUGGGGGUUUCGGGUUUUCGCGAGAGUCUUCGAGUCUCCCCAUACACCUUUGACAAAAUCUGCACCGAACUCGCAUCUGAUCCAGUGUUCACCAACAAGUCCCAGAAUGAACAAAUUCCCCUCACUGACCAGCUCGCGGAUUGGGCUGGGCUUGGCAAAGGAACUGUCCACCUCAUCACCCGCAGAGUCAUGACAGCUGUCCUUCGCCCAUCUUUCCGCAAGUCUGCUGUUUCGAUUCCCUACUGCAGACUGAAAAAGAACUUGCAAAGUCCUGGGUUGAAGCUCACUUCCUGUCGUGCAUGGAGGAACGGGUGGUGCCUUGUUGAUGGCACCCUCAUUCCUCUUUACGAUCGUCCUCAUUGGUACGGAGAAAGCUACUUUGACCGAAAAUCAAAUUAUUCAUUGAAUGUUCAAGUAUUUUAA
Suillus clintonianus is the source of this 423-nucleotide messenger RNA. RefSeq lists its product as uncharacterized. The transcript is spliced from 3 exons. Lineage: Eukaryota; Fungi; Basidiomycota; Agaricomycetes; Boletales; Suillaceae. Bases 1 to 423 code for a protein of 140 amino acids. The record is from RefSeq and is a predicted model, not a curated record.